AUGGACAGUGAGACCGAUAUGUCAGAUGGUGAGAUCAAUCAGCCCGGGCUUUCUUCACUAGAGCUAUGGCGCAUGUUGCCGCGGGGUGUGCAAACUACAUUUGGAUCUGACGGCGCCUUAUUGCCGGAUGAUGCCCUGGCAUACCUUUUUGAUACAGAAGAGGAAUUGGUCUCCCUGUUGCGGUCAAUACUUGGUGAGGGUGCAGAAGGGUUGCUGCAAGCGCGUCAAAUAAUGCUGGAAUUGCAAUGGCGCGCAGAGCGGACGAUCCAUUGCCUCCACAAGCGGCGGGCAUUGGUCCCUUCAGAGAUAAAAUGGCUGUCGGCAUUCAAUACCGCAAAGCGCCAGUGUGUGGUGGCUAGCUGCGUGGUGCAAACAGUGCCGGGCCUGGCAGCGUGUGGGGCCUUGCGGCAGCAGGGCCGGUACAAGGCCCGCCGGGCCAGGGGCUUGGCGCGAGCUUCAGGAGAAGAAUCUCGCCAGGCCAUGGAAGCACAAGAGUUGGCGUGUUGCUGCAAGGAGCUUGCUUCCUUGAUUGUGGAUGCUGCAUUGCCCGUGGUUGAGCCCAUGGCCUUGGUCCGUGACCGAGACGCAGUGUUGCUUGGUGCGUUGGGCCCGGCUAGAGCGAGCACCAUUCGCAAGCAUGUCAGAGAAUGGCGGAAAGCUCGCGCAUUUUGCUUGUCAGUGUCUGGAAAGCCGUGGCCCGAACACAUUGGGGUCGUUUUGGAUUACCUGCAUGAAAGGCGUCUGGAACCGUGUGCCAGCAGUGUGCCAGCAGCUUUUCUAGCAGCCUUGUCGUUCAUUGAAAAGGCGCCGCCCAAGCGACAAGCGCCCAUGUUCCCGCUGUCUAUCAUAGGGGCGACAGAGUUAGCUGUCAGUGAUAAUUCUUUGCCUACUUGUACGCGUGGGCUUGCCUUUUACCAAUUGUUGAAGCUUUGGACUGCCAGCCGCACCAAUGAUUUAUUUGGCUUGAACCCUGGUUCAUUGCGCUUGUCAGAGCAUGGCCUUCAGCUUCAGGGCACAUUGGACCGCACCAAGUGCAGCGGUCCCGGGAAGAGGAUCCGAUUUUUUCCUAUCUUCAUCAGCCGCCGCGUCUUCGUAAUGAACCCAAAUUGGCUGGUGGACGGCUGGGCCAUUUGGCAGCAAGAGAGCAUGGGGUUUCAGCGAGACUAUUUGUUGCCGCUGCCUAGGGCAGACCACCCUGGUGCAAGGCGCAGCUUGGCCGACUACGCGCGCAGAAUGGCAUUGAACAAAGAAUUCCUCAUCCAGUUGCGUGUGCCUAUGUGGACGGAUGAAGUUUGGGCCUCGUCAUCUGAUCAUCUCUUUUCCUUGCGUGGUACCUUGGCUUUUUGGACGGAGCAUUCAGAGCGGAACUGGCUCAUUUCAGUGUUGGCUAGCAUUGGAGUGCAGCGUGAAAAACGUGAGUUCAUGGGCCGGUGGCGUGCAAUUUCUGCUUCUGACGAAUAUCUGCGAACUGCAAAAGCUAUGGUAAUUCCCCUUCAGGAACAGGCUUUGGCAGGCAUGCUGCGCGAUGAGCGGUGGAAUCUGCAAAAUGGUGGCUUAGAGGAGGUGCCAGCACUGAGACCUGCCAUUCCUACAUCACUUGAACAGGACCGCGAGUGUGUUGAUUUGCCUUAUUUCAUUGCCAUUGUAGGGAAGAAACUUUUGCGCCGCUUGCAUCGACGUGGAGGCUGCGGCACUGACCCGGCUGAGUUGCAUGAGGUUGAAUGGGUGGAGACUCUUCAAGGCGCGGUGCAUGAUUUUUCCUGUAAACAUUGCUGGCGCAAGGAGGCCUGCCCGACAGAUAUCCAUGCUUGCGAAGCGAGUUCUUCCAGCAGCGAAAGCUCCAGCUCGAAUUCUUCUAGCAGUAGCUAG
Molecule: messenger RNA, 1869 nt
Organism: Cladocopium goreaui
Lineage: Eukaryota; Dinophyceae; Suessiales; Symbiodiniaceae
Source: the annotation of a GenBank genome assembly